Cyphellophora attinorum is the source of this 1392-nucleotide messenger RNA. RefSeq lists its product as uncharacterized. Gene Ontology annotation, cellular component: membrane. Gene Ontology annotation, biological process: polysaccharide biosynthetic process. The record is from RefSeq and is a predicted model, not a curated record. The transcript is spliced from 3 exons. Gene Ontology annotation, molecular function: acyltransferase activity, transferring groups other than amino-acyl groups. Lineage: Eukaryota; Fungi; Ascomycota; Eurotiomycetes; Chaetothyriales; Cyphellophoraceae. Bases 1 to 1392 code for a protein of 463 amino acids.
AUGGAGAUGAUUCGGCCUCGAUGGCUGCGCGACGCCGAGGAUGCGGAAGGACUGCUAACCACGGAAAAGACGGCACGGCACAGCAUCUUGAAUGCCUCCAGAAGCCUGUUCAACUUCGAGUACAGCAACAUCAAGUCGCCAUUUGCCCAGCCGGCCUCACUACACGAAACUUCCUACCUUGACGGGCUUCGUGGAGUUGCCUGUCUCUUCGUCGUCUUUCACCAUGUCACGACUGGCUUCUAUCCUUGGCUUGAGAUGGGCUACGGCGCGCCAGAUGGAUCUCUCAACCCAGGAGGAGAACCUCUCCCAAACCAUGCCUUCCUCUCGCUACCAUUCCUUCGAAUUACGCACGCAGGAGGCGCUAUGGUCGGCAUAUUCUUCACGAUAUCCGGAUAUGUUCUUUCGAUCAAGUCCGUGAAACUAGCAAGGGCCGACAACAUCACAAGCCUAUACGAGUCUCUCAGUGGUAGUACUUUCCGCCGAGGACCCAGACUCUACUUUCCGAUGAUCACAGCCAGCCUCAUCGCCAUGAUUGCAGCCCAGCUUGGCCUGUGCCGGCCAUACUUCUACCUCUGGCAUUACUCCGUUGCAGAUGGUAUUUUCUCACAACUCCAAACCUGGUUUUUGAUCAAUCUACGCUCCAUUUCGUACUACUCGGGCGGCAACGGUUGGGAACCCGUGCUCUGGACAAUUCCGGUCGACCGGCCGGUCUCCAAGGCUGCGGUUGGCUUUCCUCGUGGCAUGAUGAUCUUCUGGAUGUGGUACCAGAACGUGGCGGAGUGGCUGUUUACUGCCGGCAUGCUGUGCGCCGAGGUCCAUUUCUGGCAUACCUCAAAUUCGAUCAAGCUUGCGGCAGACAGUCCUCGCAGACACGUCGUCCGGGAAGUCGGCCUUUCUGCGAUUUUUGUCGUCAAUCUAUACCUUCUCGGAACGCCAGAUCCAGGACAUGGGCAAACCGAGUCCUACGGAUAUCAGUCCCUUACCACAACCUUCACGCUGCCACAAUAUCGCGGAUGGGCGCCAAUGUCUUCCGAUAGCUUCUGGCCUUGUAUGUCGGCCAUUAGCAUGGUUUUGUUGCUGGACUUCGCAGGCCCAGCUUCCUAUCUCCAAAGGCUGUUCUGCACCGGGAUAUCUCAGUGGCUGGGCAAGGUCAGCUUUUCCAUGUAUCUGUGGCACCAUUUCGUGAUGCAGGUGGUUUACUCGCCAGUGCUGAAGGCUGUGACGGACGUGUAUGGUAUCUCUGAUCCCUGGCUGCCGAGUUAUCAAUCUGGUGCCGCAGUGAUUGGAGUUGGCUUGCUCUGGUUGCCGGUCCUGGCCUGUGUGAGCGAGGCGUCGACGCGUACACUGGAUGUGUGGGGCAUCAAACUUGCGAAGUUGAUCAUGCGUUGGUGA